AUUCAUUCCAUUUUGGCGCGUCCCGACGUGCGGAUCACAAGAGCGACUCCGUGAUUUUGCGACCGCCUAAAAACCGCUUUCGCGUCAUCAAGCCGUAAUGUAAACACAGUUCACAUUUAAAUUAUUCACAUCACAUCAUUGACAACAACUUUUUUUCUCUCAAAAAAAAUUUUGUUUUUUGUUCGGAGCGUCUGUCGAGCGACGCCCAACGUCGUUUUUUACGCGGCGCUCGCCGCACUUAUGAAUGAAAGCCGCGAUGUAAGUUCGAACGCGAAUAAUAUUAAUAAUAGAGUUUCGCGCUACUGAAUUAAAUAAAAUAUUAUGUUGUAUCAGUUGAGUAAUUGUUCGGAAACUUCCUCGGAAGUUUACGAGAUGAGUUCUUGCGGUGCGAGUAACUGCAGUUGUUUGGGAGUAGCGAAAAAUGUGGUGACCAGGAGCGAGCAGCAGCGUAAUGGGACCGUCAUUGACUCAUUUUAUCUUUACGAGGUGGAACAUUUUACAGUCCUGUGGAUCCUGUUCGUAGUGAUCGUGAUCGGCAACAGUGGCGUCCUGUAUUCGCACUUCAUCGGGCGACCGAGGAAGAGCCGAAUGAAAUUUUUUAUCGCUCAUCUGGCUUUUGCAGAUUUAACGGUGGGUCUGAUAAGCGUCCUCACGGACAUAGUGUGGCGGAUGACGGUGUCAUGGUACGCCGGCGACACCUGGUGCCGAUUUAUUAAGUUUUCGCAGGGUCUGGUAACAUACGCUUCCACUUACGUUUUGGUCUCUUUAAGUAUCGACAGGUAUGACGCCAUCAGGCACCCCAUGAAGUUCUCUGGCAGCUGGAGAAGAGCGAGAAUUCUGAUUAUAUUCGCUUGGGCCAUUAGCGCCCUAUUUUCACUCCCCAUGCUGUUUUUAUAUAAAGAGAAGAUCAUACAAGACCAUCCGCAAUGCUGGCUCGAGUUCAAUCAGCAAUGGAAAUGGCAAGUUUACAUGGUCCUUAUAUCCUUAUCUCUAUUUGUCAUACCGGCCAUCAUUAUUACUACUUGUUAUGCCAUUAUGAUUAAAACCAUUUGGACGAAGAGUGAGGUACAGUUUCCCAGGAGGCGCAAGGGCAGCUUUCACGAGAGAAUAGGUUCCGAUGGGGAUAGGAGAGCUUCCUCCAGAGGACUGAUACCCAGAGCCAAAGUUAAAACUAUCAAAAUUACUUUAGUGAUUGUGACAGUUUUUAUCCUCUGCUGGAGUCCCUACAUAAUAUUCGAUCUUCUCCAAGUGUUCGGUUACAUCCCGGACACACAGAAAUACACCGCAAUCGCGUCCUUCAUCCAGAGUCUGGCGCCACUGAAUUCCGCUGCUAAUCCGAUUAUUUAUGGCAUUUUUUCCACGCACAUUUGCAAAUUUUUGGGGAAAAUCGCUCCAUUUAAAUGGUGUAAGAUCCAAAAACGUCGAAAACCCAGAAAUUCUACCACCAAGAGCAGCACCAUAUCGGAAGUGCUCACCAACACCACAAAAAGAAGAUCCGACAUGGUCACAUCCAUAAAUAAGGCGCAUACGGCCAUCGUGGUCGCAUUAGUACAUGAAAAGACUUAAGUCAGUUUAGCACUAAGUGUCAAGUAGGUAUAAUAUCUGUGAUAUCUAUAAGUAUUUCAAUUACAUUUUACGCUCCUAUCUAUAUGUUAUAGCAGUAUAAUAUGAUAAAAUGGCGACGAAUAUGACGUUAAAUAAAAGCUCCGCCAUUUUGAAUUCAUUAACUAUUCUGUAAAGUUCCUGAGGAAAAGAUCACAUACAAGGUAUUAAACUAAAAAAGAAACAAUAAUCUUGCGUAUUAUAAAGACUGAUUUUUAAAAAAAUGCAGCUUUACCUUUAACAUUAUGCAGGGUGUCUCAAUAUUUAAGCUCAACUAUCAUAAUAUCAACAAGUCAUUAAUAAAAAUAGAAAAUAAUUCCUAGUCCGGCCCGGGGUAGCAACAAAUUCGGCUAAUGGGAGGCUUGGUAAAUUGCCGAUAGAAGAAUUAAAUUUGUACAAAGUAGUAGAGUAUACGUACAUGAUGUAAAAAUACAUAUAUAAUAUUUAACUGAUUAUGUAUUACGUACUUAUAAUGAAUGUUUAGUAUUUAUUGAAAUAAAUGUGUAUAUUUAUGUUUUAUUGCAGUAUUAUAUGAGAGUAUGUAAUA
This is a messenger RNA of Anthonomus grandis grandis, 2149 nucleotides long. RefSeq names its product cardioacceleratory peptide receptor-like (gene Ccapr1). NCBI's taxonomy places the organism in Eukaryota, Metazoa, Arthropoda, Insecta, Coleoptera, Curculionidae. Gene Ontology annotation, cellular component: membrane. The record is from RefSeq and is a predicted model, not a curated record. The transcript has 9 exons. Gene Ontology annotation, molecular function: vasopressin receptor activity. Gene Ontology annotation, biological process: G protein-coupled receptor signaling pathway. The coding region runs from base 322 to 1566 and encodes 414 amino acids.